AUGCCGUCCGCAACCUUCAACCCGCGCCAGCGCCUCUCCAUCCUCACAAACUCCACACUCGGCCACGACGUCAGCGCCGCCUUCAAAGCCUCAUCUGAAUCCCUGACCCAGGCCCGCUCAAACCAGUACGGCGAGACCGCCGCGCCGCCCCCAAGCCCCAUCGACUUCUCCUUCCCCAGCACACCAAAGGAAGACAGACGGGGCAGCGAGAGCAACUGA
Molecule: messenger RNA, 219 nt
Organism: Ascochyta rabiei
Lineage: Eukaryota; Fungi; Ascomycota; Dothideomycetes; Pleosporales; Didymellaceae
Exons: 1
Coding region: 1-219 (72 amino acids)
Source: RefSeq, a predicted model, not a curated record